Messenger RNA from Rangifer tarandus platyrhynchus (Svalbard reindeer), 480 nucleotides. Lineage: Eukaryota; Metazoa; Chordata; Mammalia; Artiodactyla; Cervidae. The record is from the annotation of a GenBank genome assembly.
AUGUGCCCCUUUUGGAGGUUCGCUCACAAUCACUCUGGCUCCGAGACCGGCUCGGGGAGCUUGUUCCCAGUUCAGGCGGGUGAAAGAGACGUUAAGGUCCCCCACCUACCUUCAGGGUCGGGCCAUGGCGGCCUAUCUUUCUCCGUUUCACAGGGUUUUGGAGGUCCGUUCGGACAGCGCUCCCUCGAGGCCCAGCCCGUCCUCUGCGGCACUAAAAGCAGAGCGGAGCCGGUCAGUCUUUCCGCCCCGGGGCCGCGGCGGGAAGUGCGCGACGAGGGCGGGGCUUCCGCGUCCGCAACUGCACUCCCCCCGGCCACCGCCCGGCCCCGGUCCGCCCCUGACCUUGACCACGGCCGCGCGCCGGCUCGGGUCUCGGACCCGCGCACCUGCACGCGGCCUGGAAACGUGGAAACGUGGCAUCGCGGGAAGCGACAAACCCCCGGGUCCCGGCUGGACUCGAAGAUAAACAAGUCUCGCUAA